AUGAUUAGUAAAAUAGUAACAGCAAUAAGUUUACUAGUUAUAGUAGUUAACAUUACUGAUUGUGUUUAUGUUAGAAUUUCUAAUUAUGAUUCAAUACAAUUUCCAUUAACACAAUUUUGGAAGUUUCCAAUCAAGACAACUCAAUUUGAAUGCAAAUGUGAUUAUGACCAUGGUCAAUCUGUUAAUUCAAUCAAAUUGUUGUUUAAUGAUAAAGAAAUUGUUAGCAUAGACACCACCAAAGUUGAUAGUAAACCGGAAUUGAUCAAAAUAUUUGACAAAAAUUUGACAAAAGUUGAUAUAAAGAAAGCAAUUUUUUCAAAGCCAUGCAAACUAACUGUCCCAUUGAUAGACGUGAGCCGUGAUUCAGAGGGAAAAUACCAGUGCCAAGUAAACUACUCCCCGAGUAAAGAACCGGUCAAAUCGCUUAUGUAUUACGAAACGACCCGUUGGUCUAACAAUAGUUUCUAUUUUAUUGAAUACCACAGCAAUGCCGUCGCUGUUAAACUUUCAAUGAUUUUAACUAUUAUUUCAAUUUUACUGUUUGUUUUCACAAAUUGA
This is a messenger RNA of Oppia nitens, 558 nucleotides long. RefSeq lists its product as uncharacterized. Bases 1 to 558 code for a protein of 185 amino acids. Lineage: Eukaryota; Metazoa; Arthropoda; Arachnida; Sarcoptiformes; Oppiidae. The transcript is spliced from 2 exons. The record is from RefSeq and is a predicted model, not a curated record.